AUGCCCUUCACAAGAGAAAGGGUCUACGACCCCGAAAUCGCCCAAACCUACACUACAACCUCCUCAGACCAAGACCAUCCCCUCAACUCCAAAGAAAUCGCCAUUCACAGUUCAUCUCUCCAAGAAGGGAGUACCUGGUAUGCCAAAGCUCAUCGCUAUACUAGUCGUUUCGGCGUCGAGUCCCGCGGUAUUGAACGCGUUCCAAGCGAUGAGCGCAGUACUGCUGGUAUGAGCCAGAUAGGCACAUUAUGGCUAUCGGCCAACUUGGUUGUGUCGUCUUUUGCACUUGGGGCAUUGAGCUAUCCGGUUUUUCAUCUUGGAUUUGUGGAUACGGUGCUGAUUAUUCUGUUUGUGAACUUGCUGGGGGUGGUACCAGUUGCGUUUUUCUCAAUGUUUGGACCGAGGUUUGGGUUGAGACAGAUGGUUUUGAGUAGGUUUUAUUUUGGAUGGUAUGGGGUUAAGAUUAUUGCAAUCUUCAACUGUCUUGCAUGUAUUGGCUGGUCUGCCGUAAAUGUUAUAGUCGGGGCGCAACUUUUCAACGCUGUGAACCCACGCAUGCCAGGUUGGGCAGGCAUAAUAGUCAUCGCAGCAGCUACCUUCAUUGUAACCCUCUUUGGCUACAAAAUCGUCCACACUUAUGAACGCUACUCCUGGAUCCCCUGUCUCAUAAUCUUCCUCAUUGUGCUUGGAGAAUUUGCCCAUAGUGGUAACUUCAUCAACACUCCCAUGAGCGUGGGUAAAUCCGAAACAGGAGCCUGUCUUUCCUUCGCAGCGAGUAUCUUUGGAUUUGCCACGGGCUGGACAAGCUACGCCGCAGAUUACACCGUAUAUCAACCUGUCAACCGCAGUCGGAAAUCUAUCUUCCUCUGGACAUUCGCCGGCUUGAUAUUUCCCCUCCUAUUCACCGAAAUCUUGGGCGCAGCUGUCGCUACAGCUAUGGCUGGCAACGGAGGAGACAACGUCUUCAUGAGCAAGUACACCAAUUCAGGUAUCGGAGGACUUCUCUCUUCAGUUCUCAUCCCCCCACUUGGCAAGUUCGGACAAUUUUGUAUCGUCAUCCUCGCUCUCUCCAUCAUCGCCAACAACUGUCCGAACAUCUAUUCCGUGUCUCUCUCCCUGCAAGUGCUUUCCUCAGCCACCGCACGCGUACCACGUUUCGUGUGGACCUUCAUCGGAACACUCAUCUAUUGCGCAAUUGCCAUUCCGGGGUACGGAAAUUUCGAAGCGGUGCUGGAGAAUUUCAUGCUCGUGAUCGCUUACUGGCUAGCGAUAUAUGAGGGAAUCGCACUCUCGGAACAUGUUUUCUUUAAAAAGGGAUUCCAGGGAUAUAGACCCGAGAAUUACAUGGAUGCGAGUCGGUUGCCGCCGGGCAUAGCUGCCAUGGUGGCCUUUCUUUUGGGGGUUAUGGGCGCGGUGUUGGGUAUGGCGCAGGUGUGGUUCACGGGGCCGAUUGGGAAACUUUGUGGUGCGGAGUAUGGAGGAGAUGUCGGAUUUGAGCUGGCUUUUGCGUUUUCGGCAUUAUCGUAUUGUGGGUUGAGGUGGUUGGAGAUUAGGAGGUUUGGUAGGUAG
Messenger RNA from Botrytis byssoidea, 1569 nucleotides. RefSeq lists its product as uncharacterized. Gene Ontology annotation, molecular function: transmembrane transporter activity. Gene Ontology annotation, cellular component: plasma membrane; fungal-type vacuole membrane. The coding region runs from base 1 to 1569 and encodes 522 amino acids. Gene Ontology annotation, biological process: transmembrane transport. The transcript has 2 exons. Lineage: Eukaryota; Fungi; Ascomycota; Leotiomycetes; Helotiales; Sclerotiniaceae. The record is from RefSeq and is a predicted model, not a curated record.